This is a messenger RNA of Notolabrus celidotus (New Zealand spotty), 4072 nucleotides long. RefSeq names its product immunoglobulin like and fibronectin type III domain containing 1, tandem duplicate 4 (gene igfn1.4). Gene Ontology annotation, molecular function: protein binding. Lineage: Eukaryota; Metazoa; Chordata; Actinopteri; Labriformes; Labridae. The coding region runs from base 178 to 3783 and encodes 1201 amino acids. The transcript is spliced from 24 exons. The record is from RefSeq and is a predicted model, not a curated record.
ACACGGAUCUGUGGUGACGACAGUCGGAAAAAGCAUUCCCCGAAGGACUUAAUAGCUCGAAGACCUAGGAGGCAACACUCAAAUAUCAGACUGAGAAGCAGCACCACUCCAGAGGAUCACAGGAGAACUGAGUUGCAGAAAUAUUUCUAAAUCCAUCCAGGACUGAGAGGACUCGAUAUGUUUCGAAAAUCUGUAGUGUCGGAUGGAACGGCCACUGGCCAAGUGGGGAUCAAGAAGAAAUCUAAGGUCCCCGGGGUGAUGAUUACACAGUUUAUUGAGACGCUGCCAGAGGACAAGAGUCAUCCAGACUUCACCCGCAAGCCAAUUGCUUUGACCAUCCAAGAAGGCAAAUUUGCUUUUUUCAAAGCCAUUGUCACUGGAGACCCAACACCAUCAGUAACAUGGAGCAGAAAUAAUGGGGAUGUGUCUGAUACAUCCAGAUACCAGACAAAAUAUGAUCCAACUUCCAAUGAGCAUACAUUCGAGAUGCCUAAUGUUAUGCCAGAUCAAGCUGAUACCUACAAAUGCUUUGCCAUAAAUGAAUUUGGACAAGCCGUGGUCACGGUUAUUUUGAAUGUCAUUGAAGUUGGUUACAAAAAGAACAAAGCCCCCCAACCAGAAGCUGAAGCCAAAGAUGGGAAUUUUAAGAAAGUACUUAAAAGGAAAAGUAAGAUCUGUCCAAAAUCUGAGCAGUCUGAGAAGAAAGACGGCGAGAUCGAUCCUAAAUUUUGGGAGCUCUUAAUUAGCGCAGAGAAGAAAGAUUAUGAGAAAAUCUGUACUGAGUUUGGAGUAACUGACUUUCGCUGGAUGCUUAAGAAACUGAAUGAAAUGAAGAAGGAAAGAGAAGAAGAACAGGCAGAGUUUGUUAAGAACCUGUCCAAUCUGAGACCUAUUCAAGUCAAUGCAGAUGGAACUGCAUCCUUUGAGUUGGAUUUUGACCUUAUUGACCCGAGCAGCUCCAUAUUCCUGUACAAGGAUGGUGAAAUGGUUCCAUAUACAAAGGAUUUAGGAGACAAAAUGAAGCAUAACCUUAAACAAUCUGGGAAGAAGUACAUUUUCAGUAUGAGAGACCUUAUGCCGGAUGACGCUGGGCUGUACCAGUUGGAUGUGGAGGGUGUGAAUAUGUUUUCCACUGAAUUUAAAAUCCCCACGGUGGAUUUCUUGGUGAAAAUUCAGGAGGUGAAGGCCAUUGAGAGAGAAGAUGCCGUUUUUGAAUGCGUCCUGUCAAAUCCCUUCUCCAAGAUUUUGUGGUUUGGCAAGAAUUUACCACUGGAACAAGGGGAUAAAUAUGAUAUACAGGUGUCAGAAGACAAGCUCAUUCACCGGCUUGUGGUCAAAGACUGCAUGGUGGUGGAUAAAGGAAUUUAUUCGGUCUGUGCAGGAAUUAAAUCUUGCAAUGCAUGGCUUAUUGUUGAACCUGACAAAGACGCGCAGAAGGGCAAAAAAUCUGCAAGAAAAACAACUAAGGCAGGGGGAUCUGGUGUGGAUCUGCAGAAGGUGGCUCAAGAGCAACAAGUUAAGUUACAGAAGGAGCGAGAGGUAAUAAAAGCACAGAUUCAAGUGGCAAAAGAAGCUGCAGCAGCUGCACCUCCACCACCACCACCUGAAACCCCCCCAGCUCCUGCACCGACUAAGGCUCCAGAGGAACCUAAAGCACCAAAAGAGCCUGAACCAGUUGAGCCAGCCCCAGUGGAGCCACCACCGGCAGUAAAGACUGACCCUGAAAUUACUUGUGGGCUGUCAGAUAUCUACUGUCUUCAUGGAAAGCCAGCUGAGUUAUCAGUUAUGAUGAACAUGGACUGUGAAGGCGCCUGGUUUAAAGAUGGAGAGCCGCUAAAUUCAGGUUGUGGAGUUACCAUAACCAGAGAUGGAACGAGUCACAAACUGGCAAUUCAAAGCUGCAAAGAUGACGACUCUGGAGUUUAUCGUUUCGUAACGGGGGAUACGAGUACCCAAGGAAAGGUCACUGUUGGAGAUGUACCUGAGUUUGACCCUGAUGACCUUCACAAGUUCUCCAAACCAGUGAUCAUAAGAGUGGGCCAGAAUGCUGCUUUUAAGAUGCCCUUUCCUCCUCAGGAGUCUUUGGUUGUCAGUUGGUUCAAGGAUAGUACUGAGAUCAAAGACGGUGGAGGAGUUAAAAUUGUGAGGGAGCCAAAUCACAGUCGGCUACUGCUCAGAGACUGUCUGCGGACAGACGCAGGGGAAAUAAAGAUCCAACUCAGAAACCCCUUUGGGUCUGUGGAGGCAACAUCUCGGCUUAUUGUGCUUGAUCGGCCAGGUCCACCAGAGGGCCCGGUGGAGAUUGUGGAAUCCACCUCGUCUAUCAUUGAGAUUGAAUGGAAACCUCCAAAAGACGAUGGAGGCUCCCCUGUUACCAACUAUAUCAUAGAACGGCAACAGACAGGACAGUCUCUAUGGACAAAACUUGGAGAUGUCUCAGCUGACAAGACCUCCUUCAGAGACAGGAAUGUGACGCAUGGAAAAAAGUACAACUACCGCAUCUCUGCAGAAAACCCUGAGGGACUCAGUGACCCCCUGGAGACCGCUGAUAGCAUUAUGGCAGGCAUAAUGAUACUCUCCGGACCACCUGGUGCCCCACAAGUGGUUAGUGCCUCAAAGACCUGCAUCAACUUGACCUGGACCCCUCCAGAGGAUGACAGAGGAGUGCCAAUCAUUGGCUACCAAUUGGAGAAACGAAAGAAGGACACAACUCAGUGGCUUGCACUGAAUGCAGUUAAUGAGCCCAUUGAAGAUGUGAAGUACGCAGUUAAAGAUAUCACUGAAGGAGCAGAGUAUGAGUUCAGAGUUUCAGCCAUAAAUGAGUCUGGAGCCGGAGAUCUUAGCCCUCCCUCUGCAAUGGUGUGUGCCAAGAAUCCCAACAUGAGACCUUGUUUUAAAGACCCCGAGGACUUCAUUGUUGUUAGAGCAGGAAAUUCUGCACGUGUAAAAAUCUGCUAUGAGGGUGAACCUCCUCCUGAGAUCACCUGGCUGAUGGAUGAUGAGCCAAUAUCUCCAUGGAUUCAUAUCAUCAACACAGAGGGAAUGUCUCAGCUUGUGAUUCCGUCUUCAAAGCGCUCAGAUUCAGCCAUUUACACUAUCAAAGCCAAAAACUCAGUGGGUGAGGCUUCCUUCGACGUUGAGGUUAGAGUCACAGAUGAACCCAAGACUCCAGGUCCAGUGGAGUUGGAGCAAACAGUUCAAGGAAAAGUGGUGGUAUCAUGGGCUCCCUCUCCAGACCAGGAGCUUGACGACCGCUUGUGCUACAUGGUGUGUCAACAUGACUCCAACACCAGAGUGUGGAAGACUGUAGCAGACCGCCUCUUUACUAACGAAUAUACUGCCAACAACAUCCUUUCUGGGGUAGAGUACCAUUUCCGAGUCUAUGCCAAGAAUGAUAUGGGUCUUUCUGAUCCAUCUCAGUCACCAACAUGGGGCGUCAAUAGCAACAGAGUUCAAAGCCCAUCAAAUGGAGUUACUUCAACUGAGAUCUGCUUUGAAAGGCCUCCAUCCAUUCUGGUGCCUCUUAAAGUCCACACACCGCCAGAAGGCUACCAACUAUACAUGACAUGCGCUGUCCGAGGAUGCCCUACACCAACUGUAUCCUGGUACUUGAAUGACAUCUGUAUCAAUUUAGACAGUAACUACUACAUUACCAACUCAUUUGGUGUGUGCUCCAUGUACAUUCUGAGAGUCCGACAAAAGGACAGCGGUGAAUAUAGAGUUGUUGCAGUGAACCCCCUCGGCAAGGCAGAGUGUUCGACUAAACUUAUUGUCAAAGAUUAGACUGGCAUGAGGGCUUUUAUCAGCUUUUCCUCCAAGUGAUUUUUUUCCUGGAAUAUAAGCAGAAUAGUGGAAUGUUUUCAUCCACUUUUACGCUUGGAUUGAAAGUGUGACUAUUAUGUAAAGUGAUGGUAAAACUAAUUUAAAAAGUCUAAAUACUAAUUUAUUAAUUUUAUUUUAAUGCCAACGAUUUACAAGAUUUAGCCUGUCAUACAAAAAUAUUUUCUUCUCAGCACAAGUAAGAUUACAACUUAUGGUACAAAUAAAUGUGUCAAAAUGUUCUUGUUCCUGU